Linum tenue is the source of this 928-nucleotide messenger RNA. The record is from the annotation of a GenBank genome assembly. NCBI's taxonomy places the organism in Eukaryota, Viridiplantae, Streptophyta, Magnoliopsida, Malpighiales, Linaceae.
CCCGCGGCCAAUUCUCAUCUUUCCCGCCGCCCUUCCCCGGAAGAGAGGAAAAUCCCCUAACCCGUAACCAGUAGCCGGGGCAUCUCCGGCAACGACUAAAAAUGGAUACUAGAGCGGAAACGGCGAGGAUUCUGGUGGAGUUCCUGGAAGUGGCGAUUACGUCCAUCGUUUUCCACAAGAGGGUUUAUCCCGCCGGCGCAUUUGAGAGGCGGAGAUAUAUGAACGCGGUGGUUCAUAGAGCGAAGCAGCCAGAGCUCCGAGAUUACAUCCACUCUUCCGUCAACGCUCUCUUCCCUUUCAUCCAAAAGGGAUUGGUGGAAAGAGUACUAGUGAUCUUCUUCAACAAAGAUGAUAAUGUGGUUAACGAGCGAUUCGUGUUCAAGCUCGGUAUGAACCAGUCUUCAUCGUCUGGAUCGAAGAUUGAAGAAGCCGAUCUCGAAUUCUCGCUUCGCUCCUUCCUUAUCAAACUCCCCACAUCAGAAAAUCUCACCAAGCCUCUCCCUCCCGAUUGCAGAUGGGAAGUAACAGCUUACUUCCGAGGUCUUCCCGAGGUUGGUACGAGCAAAGAAGCAGAUGUGUGGAUCCCGACUGACACGAAGCAGUGGCAGCACCUCCCAGAAGUUACUCCAAUCAAGUCCAUGAGCAGCCAGCCUUUGUCUCUGCAGUUGUUCGUCGAACAUCCGAGCCCAUCUGAACCAAAGACUUGCCAUGUGUAAAUAUUAUGCCAAGAUCAAUCUUAGUUCUUAAUUGUCCAAUAUUGUUGUGUCAGUUUCCUUGCUAGUUUUUUGGGUUUCAAUACGUGAAGAAUCUCCAUUUGUAUCUGUUUGUAUUAUCCUGCCUGCAUAACUGGUGUUUAGUAAUCCGAAUUUGAGUAGGACUGGGGAAAGUUGCAUGCAUUGAUUUCGUUUGGAUCAAGAUUGAGACAUAG